Molecule: messenger RNA, 1461 nt
Organism: Sapajus apella (tufted capuchin)
Lineage: Eukaryota; Metazoa; Chordata; Mammalia; Primates; Cebidae
Product: olfactory receptor 11H6-like
Exons: 1
Biological process (GO): G protein-coupled receptor signaling pathway
Cellular component (GO): membrane
Molecular function (GO): olfactory receptor activity; G protein-coupled receptor activity
Source: RefSeq, a predicted model, not a curated record
CCAAAGUUUAUAUUUAUAUGUAGAGAAUCUAAGGGGCAGUUAUUUUACCAUUAAACAUGAAAUAUUACUGAGACUCAGGGCUAUAGAAACAUUUGAAAUGAAAUGUGAUUUGUUCCAAGCCAGUCUCCAAAGAGGCCAAUGUAUCUAGGCGAUUCUGGCUUUGUACAUAUGUUUAAGUGAACCCUUCAAAUCUAUUUGAACUUCAGUCACCCUGUCUGUGAAAGAGAAGGGUAAAGAAUACCUCCUUGCAGCAAAAAGGGUCAUUAGGAAGAUCAAAUGAGAUAAUGUAUAUAAAAAUGUUUAGUACAUCAGCCAGCAUGAGUUAGCAAAGUCUUCAAAUGUUCCUUAUUAUUCAUUCUUUGAUUACUUAUGUUUUCCAACAGCUUUGGGACCCCAGAACAGAACAACGCAUUUCAUGACUGAGUUUGUCCUCCUGGGUUUCCAUGGUCAAAGGGAGAUGCAAAGCUGCUUCUUCUCAUUCAUCCUUGUUCUCUAUCUCCUGACACUGCUAGGGAAUGGAGCAAUUGUCUGUGCAGUGAAAUAGGACAGGCGGCUCCACACACCCAUGUACAUCCUCUUGGGAAACUUUGCCUUUCUAGAGAUCUGGUACAUUUCCUCCACUGUCCCAAACAUGCUAGUCAAUAUCCUCUCUGAGACUAAAACCAUCUCCUUCUCUGGCUGCUUCCUGCAAUUCUAUUUCUUUUUUUCAUUGGGUACACCAGAGUGUUUCUUCUUAUCAUUUAUGGCUUAUGAUCGGUACCUGGCCAUCUGUUGCCCAUUACACUACCCCUCCAUCAUGACUGGGAAGUUCUGUGUGAUUCUGGUCUGUGUAUGCUGGGUAGGCAGAUUUCUCUGCUAUCCAGUCCCCAUUGUUCUGAUCUCCCAACUUCCCUUCUGUGGGCCCAACAUCAUUGACUGUUUUGUGUGUGACCCAGGCCCAUUGUUUGCACUGGCCUGCAUCUCUGCUCCUUCCACCGAGCUUAUCUGUUACAUCUUCAACUCGAUGAUUAUCUUUGGGUCCUUCCUCUCCAUCGUGGGGUCUUACACUCUGGUCAUCAGAGCUGUGCUUCGUAUUCCCUCUGCUGCUGGUCGAACUAAAGCUUUCCCCACAUGUGGGUCCCCCCUAAUGGUGGUGUCUCUAUUCUAUGGAACACUUAUGGUGAUGUAUGUGAGCCCAACAUCAGGGAAUUCAGCAGGAAUGCAGAAGAUCAUCACUCUGGUAUACUCAGCAAUGAUUCCACUCUUAAACCCCCUUAUCUACAGUCUCUGGAACAAAGACAUGAAAGAUGCUCUGAAGAGAGUCCUGCAGUUAACUGUUAUCCAAAACUGAGAUAUCUUUGAAAAAGGUGCCAAAUUGGUCGCCUCUGAUUUUAACUUUUUAUAACUGUAGAGAGUAGCUUUAGUAGUAUGUUCUGGCCCACCCUCAGGUAGACAGACUUAUCUUUCACAGUUUCUUAGCAG